Molecule: messenger RNA, 468 nt
Organism: Candidozyma duobushaemuli
Lineage: Eukaryota; Fungi; Ascomycota; Pichiomycetes; Serinales; Metschnikowiaceae
Gene: TAF19
Product: Taf19p
Exons: 1
Coding region: 1-468 (155 amino acids)
Biological process (GO): RNA polymerase II preinitiation complex assembly; transcription by RNA polymerase II
Cellular component (GO): transcription factor TFIID complex
Molecular function (GO): protein heterodimerization activity
Source: RefSeq, a predicted model, not a curated record
AUGUACUCCUACAGACAAACAGCCGCUCCUUCUCGGCGCCGCAGAAGACCUAGAUACUUCACUAAGGACAUUGAAACUUUGUUAUAUGCUUUGGGCGAUGGUCCUGUCUCGCUAGAUUCCACAGUUAACUGCUUGGAGGAUUGUCUAGUGGAGUAUCUCUCCGACAUGAUGCACGAAACUUCACAAUUUGCCAAAUCUCAAGGCAGAUCCAAGAUCAAGCAGGACGAUUUGCCUUUUGCUCUUCGAAAUGACCCCAUGAAGCUCGGAAGAUUGGAGGAUAUCAAGGAAUUGCUUAAUAAGAUCACCAGAGCUAGAAACAUGUUGGACGAGUCCGCCACGGCCACUCUGGAGUAUUUGGAUGAUGAAGACGAGGAAGAAGGAGAAAAGAAGCCCCGUAAAGGGAAGAAGCGUGGUCGCAAGAAGAAGGUACAACAAAAUACAGCAAACGAUUCCAACGAAAGCGAGUAA